GCGUAGUCGUUGGUUCGUAGUCGCGGUGUCGAGUUCAGAGUUAGUCAGUCAGUAUUGUCGAGCGUAAUUGGUUGCGUUUUUCUGAAUCACCGAAAUAAUAAUAAUAAUACACAGCAAACAUACAGUUUUUAGCCAUUGGCAGCAGCAGCAAACUGCAGUGCAUUAGCGACAGUGGCAGUGCAAUUGCGAUAUAUCGUUAUAUACUCGAGACCCCAGGGGAAGAAGAGCGAGACCGUAUUCGCAGAACACGACAUCGCAGAUCAGCAAGAAGGACGAGCAAAGUAACAAAAAAAAUCGGAACGAAGAAGCUUAGCGAGUUACACAUAACGUUUGGUCUAUUUUGCCUAAUCUUUGCCAAUCUGCAGUAACGAUCCGUAUAGUUUAGUGGUUCUGCUACGACGCAAUCACUGAGAAGUGGGAUAAUUAGGAUUUGUACGGUUAAUUCGGAACGUGAGAGUGUUCGUGGUACACAGAAAACGGGUUUGAGAAAAUUGUCUAUUGAAUUUUUCUGAUCCGGCCGAGCGGGUUCAUACGCUAGUGGCAGAUUGAGGCGAAGAAAUCGAUCGGCUGAAUAAACUGUGAAGCAACGACAAAAAAAACUUGCUUUUCGAAACAGGCUGGCAAAUCCCAUCAGAGGGAACCCGCGAAUCAACCAGCUGGAGCGAUCAGUUGUUGCUGUUCUGGCUAUUACCGUCAUCGAUCGUAACUGCGCGUUGGAGUUUGCGAGCCGCGUUCUCCGCGUAGGUGUCAAGUGACGAUUCGGUUGAUUUUUACUUUUAGUUUAUCUUCCGUUGACCACAUUGUCGAUUGUGAUUUCCUCCUCCAGAGUGACUAACGGUGAGUCGUGGAAAAUCAGCAAGACAGUUUCUUGGUGCGAGUGUCGUGUGUGUGUGUGUCUGCACCCACGAACCAGUGCCAGCUGUGUGUAGGACGAAAUUCCGAGACGCUUCAUUCGUUCGUCGAAUCGCAUUGACUACUUUUUCUUUUUUUUGUGAAUUUUGUGACUGUCGUCCGAUCGUGUGUCGGAAAAUUUAAAGAGAAACAAGUGAAUUCGAAAGUGUGCGCUUUUAUGCACCCGCAGUACAAGUGAUAACAAUUGAAAUCCAUUAGCUGGAGAACGGGUUUUCUUGUGUUGCAUCUCCGGAUUCGUCGAAAAGGGAGCAACCAAUAGCCAGCAAAAAAUAAAAAAUCGAGGUUUUCGAAAUUUGGUUCGUUUGGAAAAAAGAAGUAAAAGAAGAAGAAAUCAUACGCAGAUCGUAUGUACAAAUAGAUCGGUGUGCUCGAAGAGGUAAAUUUGUAAUUAGUACCCCGCCAGGAGCUCGACUUCUUUCAGUUUUCUUUAGUUGUUUUCUUCGCUCGAUUCAUAAUAAAACGUAGUCACACCGUUGACGUCCCCGACGUUGCGCCGCGCCUCCGACGCCGAACCGCCGCGCCUGCUGAGUGAGUGAGAAGAAGUGAGGUCGCUCGGAAGCAACGAGCAACCGAAGAAAACACCAGUUUCGAUAAAAUAUAUUGUAUAGCAACAAGAAGAAGAGGAAAAAUAAAUAACAUCGUAGGCUUUGUGUGUGCAAGCAAAGCCCAACCAGCGCCCAUCGAACAGCCGCUGCUUUGUGUUUUUCUUUUAUUUUUUUCCUGUGGAUCGGAUAAACAAAAAUUUGUUUUCAUGAUAUCUGCUUGGAUAAAUCCCUAUAAUGAGAAGGUUCGUACAUCUCUGAGCUCACCUUGAUCUGCCAAAUUACGCAAAUCGUCCAAACUAACGUCAUCCAUCUUCAUCAGCAAACAACGUCAUCGUAUAUGGGAUUGUUUUUUGUCUUGUUCUAUACAUUGUUACAUUGUUACCGUGUGGAACUCUAAAAGUUCCCGACUCCCACAACCCACGGAUCAUGGACGGCUACCAUGCGCAAACUCAGGACAGUAACGGCACCUACUACCAUCACAACGGCACCUACCAGAAGCACAGCCAACAGUCACAUCAAUACCAUCAGCAGCAGCAGCAGCACCCACACCAUCAACUACCGCCACCCCAGUUGUAUCCCAAUCAGAACCAUCAACAUCACACCAAUAACAACAACAACAACAAAACCAACAAUUCCAUCGGCUACACGACACUAAACUACGCCCACUCGGAUGCUGGCUUCGUAUCGCCUCCUCCGUCGCCACGUUCCAACAGUUCGCUAGUUUCCUGUGCCUCCUCAUCCUACUCGUCGGCUUCAUCCUCGGUUUCCUCGUCCUCGUCGUCGGCCGUAUCCUCGGCAGCGUCCACCUCGUCCGGCCUGUCGUCGGCGGGUUCGGAGAAUGGUUCGUCCUACGAAAAUCUAGACAAUUCGGCCCAACGGCUUGCAGUGCUGUCGUUCGAGCAGAUCAAAAAGCUUAACGAUGUGAUGAACGAACCGGUUGCCAUCCAUGGCCGAGGAAAUUUUCCCACGCUGGAGGUUCGGUUGAGGGAUCUGGUCAAUAUGGUGCGUGGAAAGUUGGAAGCCGAAGUCGGUUCCGGUGGAGCCGGUAUGACUGUGAAGGAUAUUCGGAUUAACGGAGGCGCUGCUAGUCACGUGCUGGCUUCGGAAGCACAGCCAUACAACGAUCUGGAUUUGAUUUUUGCUGUGGAGUUUAGCUCCAAUCGACACUUUGAUCGAGUCAAGUCAGCGGUUUUGUCUUCGCUGUUGGAUCUGCUGCCCGAGGGGGUCGUGCGAAGGAGGAUAACUCAGUGUUCGCUAAAGGAAGCCUACGUCGGCAAGAUGGUGAAGGUGAACAACGACGGUGAUCGCUGGAGUUUGAUCUCGCUGGGUAAUUCGCCAGGACACAAGAACGUCGAGCUGAAGUUUGUCGAUACGAUGCGUCGACAGUUCGAGUUCAGCGUUGAUUCGUUCCAAAUUGUACUAGACUCGUUGCUGCUGUUUUACGAUUGCACCGAACAGCCAAUGAUCACGGAAAAUUUCUACCCGACCGUCGUUGGAGAGUCGGUGUACGGCGAUUUCCAGGAAGCUUUGUAUCACUUGCAGACAAAGCUGAUAUCGACGAGGCAACCGGAGGAGAUCCGGGGCGGAGGUUUGCUCAAGUAUUGUAACUUGCUCGUGAGGAACUAUAUUCCAGUUGAUCCGCAAAAGAUCAAAUCCUUGGAGCGUUACAUGUGCUCACGGUUCUUCAUCGACUUUCCGGACAUUGAGCAGCAGAGGAUCAAGUUGGAGAGUUAUCUGAGGAACCACUUCUGGGGUGAAGUAGAAGAACAUCUGCAGUACCAGUACCUGAUGCAUUUAUAUGAGGUGGUGGAGCAGAGUACGGUCUGUCUGAUGGGUCACGAGCGUCGCCAGACAUUGAUGCUGAUCGAGUCGCUCGCGAUGCAGGUUUUGUACCGUGAACAACAGCAGAAUCCAGCCACCAUCAUUACCACCACGAGUGCGCUGCAACAGCACACAGCACUACAGCUACAGCCGCUACAGACCCAGCUCUCCCAUCUGAGCUUACAGCCUCAGCCACACUCACCAGUUCAGCAGACUGUUAUCCACCACCACCACGCGCAGACAGCGCCCCAGACGCAAACCCUGCAACUGCAACAUCCGCAUGCGCAUCAUCAACAGGGUGGUCAAGCUCAACCACAGACUAUCUCCCUUGCACCCCAGCCCGCUGGUCUCCUCUACGCUAAUGGAAUCUACUACGCUCCAGUCAUCCCAACGACGCUGUGCACCUGCAACACGACGUGGUUAACGACGUGAUCGCCUCCCGAGACGCACGCCACCACCAGUAGCAGUAGUAGCAUCAAUACCACCACAACUACAACCACCAACAACAAUAAUAGCAACAGCUGUAGCAGUAGUACUUCAUCGCCACCACCGCUGCUAGUGGGAUCGAUCAUUAGCUUCACUACCACACCGAUAGUGGCAACAUUUGACCAGCAGUCGACGUCACACUCAUCGUCAUCGCCGGCACCGGUACCGUCGUCGUCGUCGUCGUCCAUCUGCAGUACUACCGAGCACGAUUACUAUGCACUCGAUAACCACAGUCGGUAUUUUACCAGCAUUUUAGUGUCAGAUCGAUGAUUACUAGAACCGUAAGUGAGCGAGAGAGAGCAUAUUUCCUGCUUUCUGCGGUUUAUAUUUAUGAACACACACAUGCUCUCGAGUUGCAUCUAAUGUGUAGUGUUAAGGUGUUGGAAACGUUCCAGUUUGAAACUAACACCAUAUUCAGGAUCGAAAAUUAUUUUAAAGCGUAUCUCGCAACCAAACAUAAACAUUGCACUGUCUAUGUGAAUGAAAAUUUAAUCUAACUAACCUAAGUACAAUCGAUUAGUGGUUGGAAGCUCUUGCCAAAGACGAAAAUGUCUCAAUGUGAAUACAACUCUAAUACAAACUAAAUUCGAGGAUAAUAGAGCUACAAAAUGGCCACCAUCAAUGUGAGCUGAAACGUCAAAAUUUGUCAGAAAACAAAUCACCGAAACAGUGGCUUCGCCAGAAGUAGGCAUCUGCAAUCUAAAUUUGAUUUCAAUUAAACUUUCAUAAAGCAAUAUUGCAUUUUACCUUCGAAGAUCUUUUUUCAUUUUGAUUUGGAUACCUUCCUUACAAAUACACACACACCAAACUUGUGCAUCUGCUCCUGAGCACAAGCAUUUACGUGAUAGCACAAUGUCAUCUACGGGAAACAAUGCUAAAAACAUCGCAUGUUAUGCUAACAAGUGUACAAAAUUGUAAAAAUAUUUAAACAACAAGUGUGAAUGAGCGCGCGCGUCAUGGCUGUAGACAGAGCCCUAUUUAAAACAACAUUUUUAAACCUCUGCGUGUGUCGAUUACCAAUACAAACCAGUAUCAAUGUUUUUUUCUCUCUCUGAUAAUAGAUAAAUAUAAUCGGUGUAUUUCGCAGACUGUACAUAACGUAAAACGAUAACAUACAAACAAUUACCGAUAUGGUGCAUGAAGCCACUAAUAAUAAUACUGCGACAACAUCAAAUUUGUAAAUUAAAUCAUAACAACGUGAUUGUAAGGUUCGACCCGGCUGCUACUGGUUCCGCUGAAAAUAUCGAUGAAUAUUUGAUUUUAUUCAAUCGAACCGAUUUAGGGAACAUAUGCAGUGUAGAGCCGAAAGGUUCCCACAAUAUUAAGCAAUUUUAACCUGUAGGUGUUCAAGAACGAGCAAAACCAGAAAUUUUCCUUCCUUGGUUGGUAGCCGAGUUCCUUCGAGAAGAAAACGAUUGAAAGAAUGUUACCAAUUUCUGCGGAACGCCACUGUUUUUCGGUGAAUCGAACCAAAAUCAAUCUAAUGGUAAUAACCUGCGAAAUCGCGAACGCACGGGAUUCCGUUCCGUUCCGAUCCGAUCCUCAGCAGAAGAGGCAAGUGCUGCCGUUGUACCGUCGCUUGGGUUAGGGCCCCAAUUAAAAUGUAAUUAUGUAUUUCCAUGGAAAUUAUGCAAUUCAUCCGCGCGCCACUGACUACACUGCCACGGUCGUGAUUGUGGUGUUUUUGGGUGGAGGGAAAAACACAACCGAGUCUAAUUAUAAUUUGCGAAAGAAGGACGGACUCAGAGAGAGAGGGUGGGGAAGUUAUUUAAUGUGAACGUUUGCCUUAAUUUGCAUACUGACCGGAACUGAGAGUGAGGAAAGUCGAUCGGAGUUGGAUUGGCAAACGUUUUUUUGAGUCCUUCAAUAUAAAGCAGGUGUGAUAUAAGAAGGGUUUUGGCCCUGAGGUUUGAUUGGGUGAUGUUACUAUCACAAUAGAAAUCAGGUAAUAAUAAAAGUUGGUCUAUAACAAGGUCCUAGCAUGUGUCAAUAUUAUGUGUGUGGUGAACAGAGUUAAGUACGAUUCACACGAUACAUCAGGCUUCCGUCACCGGUACGGAACGUCAACGGAACGUCAAGAUUAGUUACAUGCAGCAUUCACACACAACAUCAACGACACGGAACGUUUUGACGUACGGCACGUGUGAACGGGCUCAAGAGAAAAGUAUUUAACUUAUCCUGACGGAACGGUGACGUUCCGUUGACGUUGACGGAAGCUGAUGUAUCGUCUGAAUCGUCCUUUAGCGUAUAAAAGCUGACGAUGGUAAGAGAAUAAUGUCAUUUGACAGUCAGAAAAAUAAGAAAUUACUCCUCUCACCUAGGAAAAUCUUAUUUGAUUCACACAUAUGCGUCGGUGUUAUCCGAAAUGAAAGGUUUCAUGAUUCAUUGAGAGGGAUUAUUGUAUACGGAAUACGGAUGUCUAGAACGAGAGAAGAUAGAGAUUGAAUUAUCGUCAGAAAAACUCCUCGCGUAAUUGCAAAAUUUGCGUAUAUAUCUGGAGACUACCUAAUUUUAUUUACAGCAAUCUGAUAGUAGAGACGUCGAAAAUGCGAAUCAGUCAGGACAUCCGCCGAUUACAGUUAGAGCCCUCUAGAUAGAGUGCGGCAAGGAAGCGGAUGUAUCCAAACCGGUAGAAACUGGACGUACCUACAAAAAAAAUGCGAAAGAGAUCUGCUUGUUGAGUUGUGUUCUGUAACCAUUCGAAUACUUGGUUUGAUGGCCAAGUUGUUCCUCAUUUCUGAUUUAUUUUUUGUUCAAAUGGAAGGAUUAUCCGUGAAGGUAAAAUCAGAAUAGGAUCGUAAAACGGAGACUUCUUUUUAGUGAAACAUUCAUCGAUGUUAUUCAAAUCAUCACAUUCUUGUUUGAUUCCGAUGGAACAUCGCUAUGUCGCACAGUGGAGUAACUGGGGUCGAAUAUUGGCCAAAAUUAUUUACUGUUGCUAUUUUGAGUUAUUGUGCCUUAAUAUGAACUAAAAAUAGGUAGCUUGUUUUGAGUACAGAUUUGCAUUUAUCCAACUACCAGUGCAAAACCGGUUUUCUAUAUCCCUCCGAAUGCUAAAUAAUUUCAAAGGGAUCUGCGUGAACACAUUUUUAUCCAGUAGCACAUACAGGUGAUCAGUACAAAAGGGCGGUGGGAAGGGACGCGUGUGCUAAUAUUCAUGGAGAUACCUUUUUUCCAAUCAUGGUAUUUCGCCCUACAGCACGAGCCUUACAUUGGCAAACAUUGAAAUAUUUUCAGAUUACUUGAAUUUUCUGGUUCGGACAAGAUUGGAUGAGUACUCAUCUUGCAAUCAUCAAUACUGCUUCAGCAACUUACCAUGUUAAUCAAUAUUUUCGGACUCAGUUAACGUCAAUACACAAAUUAACUUUUGUUCAAUAAUCUUUUAAUUUCAUAAUAUUUUAUUGAGUAGACUGAUAAUAAAACUCUCCAAAUUUUCUUCAAUCUUACUAUAAUCACUAAAAUUUAUGGCCUAAAUCGAAAAGUGCCCGACGUCCGUCAAAUCCGGAUGCUUUGUUAUGGAGCUAACAAAGGUCAUUACCGUGUAGUAAUUAGUGAACAGAGAUCGGUGAUGAAUAAACCAAAGAGCAGUGGCCCUAAGUGUCUCCCUUGAUUGAAGCCUACAAGCAUUCAAGUUAGAUCUUAAACGUGUGCGGUGCCAGUGCUAAUGAAAGCAGCUGUCAGUAAAUAAUGUUAUGGAGUUCUCAAAACUUUUACUAACUUUGUGAGCUUGGAAUAGGAAAGUUUUUAAGAGAUUCUACCCUUUGUUUCGAUCUGUAAUUUGUACUGUUUGUUGUGUAAAUUCGUCAUUCAUGACUUUUAGGGCAAGCACCAUAUUGAGGUUAUCUCGAUAUAUAAGCUUAUAUUAUAUAGGCUUCUACUAAGAAGAAACGUGAAGAACAACGUCUCCAUUCAGCUUUGUAAAAAAUUAGCAAUAUGCAAAAAAUAUGGAUACAAUGCUGUUCACGUUGUUCUUUAAAGUGUUAUUUUGAUGUGAACUAGUUGACACUCAUGAUUUGAAACUUUAACUUCGGAAAUAUUCGUUGACGCAUUAAGAAAUGUUGAACUUGCACAUCAGAAGAAUCUAAACUGCAGUUCAUUUUUACAAGGACAGUGUAAUUUGUCCAAUUAUUCGUCAAUAGCUACAUAUUAAGCUCAGUUUUCUAGAUCGAGAAUAAUAUAUUUUCCGUCAGGAUGGUGUGCUCCUCUCACCCUGUCUUUGUCGUCGUUGACAAUUUGGCAUAAAAUAUAUAAAAUAUAUAAAAUACUCAAUGCAUUGAAACCUUUUAUCAAAACUUAUGUUGAUUGCGAUUUAAAUGCAGAUUUAAAGGACUGCUCAUGCUUAUAAAAGGAGUCAAACCCAAUGUUUUACAGUUUUAUUUAGCACGUAUACGUAUUCGAAAAAAAGAGAAAACUGUUUUUCGUUCGCCAGUCACCAUUCAAUCCUCUUAAACGAAGAUGUUGCGAACUUAAAGCUAUUUUGCUGUAAGACGACGGCAACUGGGAGAUCGCAGAGAACCCCGAUGAUGAUGAUAAUGAUGAUGUGCUCAAUACUCUUUUCUGGUAGCCAUGGAAGUCACUCCGGAAUAAACAGAAGUAAAAGGUCUGUUCCAGUACCAGGAGAAACUGGAAGUACUCCGGAGAAAAUCGUUCCUGUACUCUCUUCUUUUCUUUUUUCUUCUUCUGGUAGCAAACCGGAGUAAAAAGGAGCAAAGAUUUUUUGCUCCUGUUUUCUCCGGAGUGACUUCCAUGUACUGGAACAAACCUAAAAAAUACUUGCUUCUUUUUACUUCGGUUUGCUACUAGAAGAAGAAAAAACAGAAAAAGAGAGUACAGGAACGAUUUUCUCUGGAGUAUUUCCAGUUUCUCCUGGUACUGGAAACCUAUUGUUAUACUGUAUUCCUUUUCUUUGAAAAGGGCCAAUAAGCAUACUGUCAAAAUUCACUUUGAGAGGAAAUCGUGGACAAUCCAUUAUUAGCCGACGAAAGAGAAAAGUUUUCUUUUUCUUAAAAUGUUAAUACCAUUCUCGGCGAGCUACGGUUUGUCAGGAAUUUUCUCUCAAAGUGAAUUUUGACAGCAUGCUUAUUGGCCGUUUACAAAAAAACACGCGAAAUAUGCAUUAUACCGCCUACUGAGACGUCCAAAAAAAUGUUUCAAAAUCGUUCAACACGGGUCCAACGAUGGACGUUUGUUGAACGGUUAUUUGAACGUUGUCCAAAUUGGUCCAACGAACGUCCUUCAUUGGACGAGGGCGAAGACUACAUACAGUGAAAAACCGUUUUUAUCAGCCCCUUGGUAAAUUUUAGGCUGAAAAACGGGAACAUUGAUAAAAUCGGGACAUAUAUUUUUCUUUCUUUUUAAGAAACCGAAGCUCUUAAAAUAUUCUUCUUUAAUCCCUAGUUAUAGCCUCAAACCUUUAUUUAAAUUAAACUUCCCUUAGGGGGUCUGACAGCGCAAAAUAAAAAAAAAUUUUUUUUUGCUUGUUUCGGAUCUGUAAGAUAAGAAAAAUAUGCUCUAGAAAGGAUUUGCUCGAAUUCAACUUGGUUUGUCGGCUAGAGUCCAUCAAACUACCAACUAUCAAUUUUCAUAUGAAGCUGAUAAAAUCGGGGGCUGAUAAAAUCAGGUGCUGAUAAAAUCGGGUCUUCACUGUAUUAAGAAGAUUAAUAUUUCUUUCCUUCCACCAUACAAAUGAGAAGCGACAGAGGUUACAGCUUAAUGUAAAAGUGUAUAUGCGUGUGUGUGCAUCACUAUGGGAAGUACCACCUUUACCCGCAAGUGGCAUUGAUGUUACUGUCUUUAGGGCAUGUUCAGGAGUGUUUCAUUUCUAGAUUCAUAAUUUUGACAGUUCUAUAAAAUAAAACUGAAAAUUUUAAAACUAGAACUUGCUGUCCCCAGCAGCAGUUUUUGCGGGUGUUCCAUUCAGUUUCAAAUUUAUGUCUCGCAAUGCCUUUAGCGUUGCUGCAUUCAAAUUUAUUUUUCCCCGGUCUAUCGGGUCUAAGUGUCUGUGCUGAGUACUCUCCAUGUCUCGACAAACAUAUGAUUACGGCCUAAAAGCCAACUGUCAAAAUCCACUUUGAAUGGAAAUUCCGGACAAACCGUUACACGCCAAUCACAGAUGUUGGUAGUAAACGAAAGAAAAAAGUUUUCUCUUUCAUAAACUGUUGCGAACUGUGUUCGACUAGUAACGGUUUGUCUGGAAUUUCCAUUCAAAGUGGAUUUUGACAGUUGGCUUUUAGGCCGUAAUCAUAUGUUUGUCGAGAUGUAUUUAAAACACAGUUCUAAACAUGUUUUAAAAUCAGGAACAAAUAGAACGGCGUCGUAUAACAGUUUUAAAUUUUGAAACAAAACUGUUCGAAAUUAUAAAACAAAACGCUCUGCUGGAUAUGUGAAUGUUUCAGUUCCAGUUCUACUUUGAAACUCCUAUACAAAAUAAAACGCUCUUGAACAUGCCCUUAGAUUGUGGACAGAGUUGCCAGUCUUCUUGAUAUGCAGUUUUCGAUUAUGCUCAGGGAUGCCAUGUAUAUUUUUCAAAUGUCUUCACAUUUCAUUUAUCAACAUUUAUUAACAAAUGUUUUCACAUUUCGACCAGGAUACUGAAUCGGUUUGUGAUUUUGAGCCACAAAGCAGUCAGACAUCCGGGAAAAUUUGUCUUCAAAAUGAACCGUCUUUGCAACAUUUCAAAUGUCUUCAAAAUGAAGACAUGUCUUCACAUCUGGCUUGCAUUCCCAGUAAACUAAAAGGGGGCCCAUAUUAUUGGCUCGAAUCAAAACUCGACGAAAUGUCAAUUGACGAUAGGUUCAUCGGGAGUGUUCAUUUCUCGACAAACAUAUGAUUACGGCCUAAAAGCCAACUGUCAAAAUCCACUUUGAAUGGAAAUUCUAGACAAACCGUUACUAGUCGAACACAGUUCGCAACAGUUUAUGAAAGAGAAAACUUUUUUCUUUCGUUUACUACCAACAUCUGUGAUUGGCGUGUAACGGUUUGUCCGGAAUUUCCAUUCAAAGUGGAUUUUGACAGUUGGCUUUUAGGCCGUAAUCAUAUGUUUGUCGAGAUUUGUGUUUACAUUUUGCUAGCGUUGCCAAUUUUAUUUUGUGUCCAUCACCCAUCCCGGACUGAAACUAGGGAUAGCCCCUAUGUUUGAGUAAGCCGGGCAAAUGAGUGGAUCACUGGUUCGGUUGCUUCCGACGGCGAUCGGUGGACACCUCGCCGUAAUUUGCCGUUUACUGUAGAAGUAGUGUGGUUUACAGCAGGCGUUAUUUGUGUGCAAAGGUUUGCCCACAGUGAAGCCAAACCUCAAGAUGGAGAGAAAGGUGGGAACAUUUGACACCUUUGAGUGUAUUAGUUUUAUACCUGCAAAAUUAAGCAUGGCGGCCGGGGCCCUUGGAGUAAACAUAAACAUCCGAAUGAGCAUCCCGAUUCUUUGGCGCACGAUGAAAAGUGAGAAAAGGCCGAGCUUCACCUCGGAUCAACCGAUUAGAACACUUAGGGACACUUUUUACCUCACAAAAAAAACCGAUUAAAUUAACUUAUGGCAACAGAAAAGCCCUUCUACGUCAUUUGUUUGUGCUUUUCUUCUUCAUAUCCUCUUUUUUGUCGGCUUCAUCCAAGAAAAAUGACAAACGCACUCACGCACAGAAAAAAAAAUGUGCGCUCCUCUAUCCGUCUUGGCCAAACCUACCUAUCGAACAUGUCAGUGGCUACAUUUCGUGCAAAGUAAACAUUUUUCUUUCGGAAAAUACUCAAGAAAAGUACUAGUGUUCAUUAAAGUAAUAUUAUGACAAAACACUUCCAUCGACUAAAUAAAACACUUUAUUCAGUUCAUUUUACUUUUUUGUAAUAAUGUACAAUAAAUUACAUGGAAAGGCAUUAUAAAAAAAAGGUGCUGCAAGCCACCAAAUUGAUAUAAUAUUUUGCAAACAAGCCGUAUAGUGAUCGCUGGAUUUGUUUUGCAAAUUAUGUGCAUAUCAAUAAACUUUCUUUAGGUGUUGGGGUCAAUAUAACCCAAAAUGAACCUUCAAAAUGUGAUAACUUUUUAAGUGUUGCACCUAGAAGUUUGGAAUUUCUUGACUUUUCCUCUUUCAUGGAGAGCAACGAUUUAGUACAAAAAAAGUUACGAAUAAUGUGUUAGCGGGUCAAUUUGACCCCGAUUUCGAACUCAAUUUUAAGACACAUUUUCAGUCAAAUCUAUAUGAACUUGUACCCAAAUUGUUAAUAAGAGUUUCAAUUUUCAGUUUCUGGUAAAUAUUAUCGUUUUUGACCAGGUUGGCCUGCGGGAAUCGGUACCGCAUGGGUUCAUGUUUAGCAUACAUAGAUGUAUGCAGAACCGGUUUUUAGUGUUUCCUGAAUUGUCAUUUGAACGAGGUCGUAUUAAUGACCUACACUUGUUUUUUUUGCUACAUUAAGACCUUCCGGAGGAUCUGGAACAUCAGUGAAACUGGCCAUUUCAAGAACCUCGUCCUAGAGUUCUAAGAAUUUUUGGAAUAUCAUUCGCAUAAGUUCGGGAAUUGCAAUCGCAUUAAUUCGUACUUGUGACUGGAACUCUAAUUCGUAUCGUUCCAGAAGAUCCGAAACUGGCUCUCGAAAUCUAUGGUUUCCUCGAAAGUUUUUUUUAGAAUUAUUUUUGCAAAGAAUUUGAAUUUGUGACCGGAACUUUUGUUCCCUAUUGGUGAACUGGCUAAUUCUACACCGGAUCAUCCGAAAGGUCAGUGGGUCUAUGUCCCAGUCACAAGAACGAAUUUAUGUGAAUGACCCUUAUAUACCCUUAUAUGUUUUCGAAAAUAUCUCAGAGCUCUAGGACAAGACUAAUUAUUUGACCAGCUGCGCGGAUGUUCCAGAUCUUCCGGAAAGUCAUUAUGGUACCAAUUUUCCAGUUAUAACUAUGAAGUUAUGCCGAUGCAACAGAUAGAUAGUUGAGUCACAGUGUUAAUAUCUUUUUAGACGAGAUUUUUCAUAAAAUUUCAAGCUUAUUACAAAUGCUUGGGAUCAGCUUCAGUGAUUGACCACAUUGUCACUGGUUCAACAUUAUGAGAUAUACAAUUAUUCCGCCUGAAUCGGAAUCGAAUUCCGGAACGUCCAGAAUCGGUCGUAUCAUGUUCAAUUUUGGUAUAUAUAUUCUUAUUUUUGAUUUGUUUGUGUUUAUUGUUAAUUUUUGUCAAUAAAUCUGUGAUUUAUGAUGGCUGUUCUGCAUACAUCUAUGUAUGCCAAACAUGACCCCAUUCGGCACCGAUUCCGACUGGCCAACCUGGUCAAAAACGGUAAUAUUUACCAGAAACUGAAAAUUGAAACUUUAACAAUUUGGGUACAGGUUCAUACAGAUUUGACUGAAAAUGUGUCUUAAAACUGAGUUCGAAAUCAGGGUCAAUAUGACCCGCUAACACCUUAUUCGUUACAAAAAGCUAACACUUAAAGAAGGUUAAACGCUAGAUGAAAUAAUUGUAAAACUUGUAACCCUAGAAUGCAUUUUACAACCACGAUUUGACAAAAUUCUGGCAAAAAAUUGUCGUUUUUUUGAUAGUUUUAUAGCCACUGAUAAAACUUAGAUUGCACUUGUAGCGUGCUAUAAAAUCUCAAUUGUUACUUGGGUUCAUUUUUAACCCUUUCAUGCCCAACUUUUUUCUAGUGCAUGUAGGGUUUCAAAACUAUUUUUCCUUUAAAACGGUGGGGUCAAAAAACUCUAAAAACCCUUUUUCAUAAGGGCAGGUGCUUUCCUUACAGUGCUAGAAGCUGCUCAAUUUUUACCUUCCAAUGCUUACUACAAUUCUCCAAGAAUAUUUACAAUAGUCUAACUGCGUGGAAAACAUAGCCAAAAUAGUCUAAAUUGACAAGUUUUAUCAGUUUUCACUAACAUUGCAACACAACGAAGUUAUAUGAAAUAUUCAUUUUCCGUCGUCAACGUAAACGGUCCCUGGCAGCACUGCUUCAUCGGAGUUCAAUCAAACUAAUUGCAAUAACUUCAGUUCAAGAGCUGAUCCUUGUAACUGUUAAUACUCAAAUGAAAGCCAAUAGUCACAUUUAUUAGCCUUACUUGUUUUUGUGAGCAAAUCUUGCCUUCAUCAAAAGUUAUAGCUGUUUAAAAACGUUGUUGUCCACAAACAACAUGGGCAUGAAUGGGUUAAUGAAUGUACAAUACUUAUCUCCUUCCAAUCAGACAUGAGUAAAGUUUAUUUACUUUGCUCAAUUGGUCUGCUCAAUACCUCAUUGGCUUCCAACAAUUCGUCUCUCUCUCUCUCUCUCUCUCUCUCCCUAUUCUCUCUGGUUCAACAGACGUCCAUCGUUGGACGGGGAUGCUAAAUUUUUUUCCAUUGUGUCUGUAAAUAAUUUAAAAAAAGUAUGGAAUAGUCUGGAUGGCCUAUUUUUUGUCGAAGCUUCAUUGGUGUAUUUGUUGCAAUUUACUAAUGAAACAUAUUUGUAUGUUAACAAACAUAUCUCGGCUGACAAAUUUAAAUCAAUUUUCAGCAUAGAGCACAUGGAUUAAAUUUCAGUCCCUGAACUUUCAGCAUCUUGGAUUACUGUAACUUCCAGCUGAUGAAAACUUGGCAAAAUUUAUUUACUUUUAGCGAAAAAAUAAUUUUAAAAAAUUGUUUUGAAAAUCGUAGCUCAAAAGGUGGUUUAAAAAUCUGUGAUACAUUCUUGUUACUUAUUUUGUUGUUUUUCAAAUUUCCUGGAUAAAUCUGAACAAAUUUUGUGAAAUCUGGAUCAGAAAAACAUUGCCUAGACAAUGCUGAAAAAUUUGGAAGAAUCCAGAUAAAUCUGGAAGGUUGGCACUCCUGCUCCACCCUUCGUUUUUUUAGUAUUGAUUUAGAUCAAUCAUCACUUGCAUCCCAGUCAUCGGUUUAUUUGUUAGGGUUGCUAGGUCCAAUUUCAAAGCACGACUCAGGACCUGUCAAACGAUAGACUGUUCCUGUGUUAGCCAGCUUGUCAGCCUACUCGUUUUCUUUUAUUCCCAUGUGUGGACUUGGUCACCAAACGCUCGUUGGUAAACUUUGCACACAGCAAGGAAACGGGUGCAAAUUGUACUGUAAAGGCCCCUUUCAUGGACGAACUAGUAUUAAAUGUAAUAGGUUCAAGUCGAUUACACACGAUAAUUUGCAAUGGCUAAGGUGGAUUUGGAUUGAGUUUAACACUACAGUGGUGUUAAUUUAUUUUUAUGCUUGUGUGUGCGUUGGGUUGAGACAAGAAAAAUUCUCAUUCCAAAAUGUUUUCGGCUGCUUAUAGGUACAUAGAGUAUGGAGCCUGUUGGUACACACGUUUCAUAUUUCGGAUAUACGUGGUGCGCUUUUUAUCACUAAGUUAUUUGAACAAGCUUCUGUCGGUAUUUCUAAAGCACGGGCGGACUGAACUGGAUUUUUGCCUACUGAAAAGCGAGUGUAAGUUGUAGAUUUUGCUAGAGUUAUGUUCGAGCAAUUUCAGCUGUGAUUUGUUUUCAAAAAGUUGCGAAGUUAAUCUAUAGCGAUUCUUGUAGUCAACCCCAAAGUAAUACCAUCCGACCUAGAUAAAACACUGAUUGUUAACGCAGGUUUGCAAGCAUUAGUAUUGAAUAUCAAUUAAAUUCCAGCACAGGAUUCUGAAAGUGGAAUUGGAACGUAAACAAUCACAUCCCCAGCAGAGCGUUUUGAUUCAUUAUAUCGAACUGUUUCGGACAUAAACCCUGAUAUAUGCUGCCGUUCUCUUUGUUGCUUCAUUUGAACCACGUUCACAACUGUGUUUUGGAUAUAUAAAUAGUAUUUAGGUUCGAUAGAUUGGGGAAAAUAAUUUCGAGUCAAGUAAUAACCUAAGGAUACGCUCUGGAGUGGUUUAGUUUAAGAUUCUUAAUUUGGACAGUUCCAUUACAUAAAACUGCAGAUUUUAAAAUUAGAGCUACUCUAUCGAGCAGCAACUUGUGCGGGUGUUCUUUUUAUUUUAAAUUCAUGCCACAUCAUACCUUAAGCGUUACUGAACUCAAAAUUAUUUUCCCCCAGUUUAUCCAGUCUGAGUAUCUGUGAUAAUAGAUUAUUUUUCACAAAGUUGCUCUCUUGGCAUUAUUCGACUACAACACUGCACACGAUGAUAUUUUUUGUUCGAAUUUUAUAAAUAACGGUUGAUAUUGUUAUUUACCAAAUUUGUAGAAAAAAUCAUCCCAAACGACUUGCUUGGAGAUUCGGAUGAAAAUGUACGGCACAAGUUAGAAGGGAAAAACUUAACUUCCGAGUUUCAGCAAAAUAAACGUCACCUCUACUGAGAUCUUCGUAAAAGCUUUGUUAGCUGAGUGCUCGGCUGUGUAAAACUCGGUGAAAGUUGCGAAUAAACGGAGAUUCGGUAGAAUAAAAUUAAGUGUGUAAAUGUGAUGAUAAUGUCGUCUGCAUAACCCGUCACUUCUGGUCCCAAACCUUUCAACUCGCUUAGGAGUCCGUCCACUACCAUGAGACCACAGAAGGGGUGACAGUCCUCCACCUUGAGGACCGCCUCUAGCGGUUCUCAUGGUUUUUGUCUUGCCUCCCAAAAAUGCUGUCACAGUUCGGUAGCAUAACAACUCAGUAACCCAUUCGACAAAGGAUCGCAUUAUUCCCUUUGAUUUGGCUGCACGCCGAAUCAAUUGGAAGGCAGUACCGUACAUUUUUCGUUUGGAGGGAAUUUUUAAUCUCUUUGGCAAGAUAUUGUAAUGCCGUAACAGUUAGUUCUUCAGUUCUAAAGAUCCGUACCACAUGUGGUGGAAGCAGUUCCAGCACAGUAUGCAUGAACGCUGGAAAUACUUCAAUGUCCGCGUUAAGGACAGUUAAUGUAAACUGUCCUUAACGCGGCUUACUUAAAUUCACUGUAUCGAGCGAUACCGCUAUAUUGCAUGGAAAUGAAUUAAUUUAGGUGGCAUUUUAUUUCACUGUAUCUGAAGAAUUCGAUAUUUUAGAAGUUGUACGAUGGCUCGAUGAAACCGAUAGUAAUUCAGUUGGUUUAUUACUUACCUUAUUUUUUGAUGAAUCGAGUGUUUCUGACAAAUAUUUAAAAUUAUCACGCCUAACUGAAACCAUUCUCCAACAUAUUGGACAUUUCCUCAAUAGAUAUAACUAGCUACAAAUCAAAGGUCUGACUAACUUCCUGGUUUCGGUCUCGUUGGAAGUAUCUAAAGUUUCGAGUCUGCGGUGAAGAGAGGAGGGCUCUUCAUUCCUGGUAUUACUUUUUCUACCUCUAAUUAUAUCAUAUACCACAAUUACCUUAAAAUAUUAUCCGAAUUGGUUCAAGUUUGAAGUAGAUACUCCUGAAGGGCCGAUGGUGGUCAAUUUUUCAUGCUCCGCAAUAUUUGGACAUGACAGAACCAGAGCUCAGAAAUAUUGAAAUCCCCGGAUAAGCUUGAAAGAGGAAUGAAGUUUAAUUCAUGCUCGGCUCGCUGAAAGAGAUGUUUCGCUUGUUUGCCUUGUCCUUCAUCGCCGUUCUGUGCAACGCAUUCAUUCAGUUAUUUUUGGUUCGAGAAUUCAACGUCAGUUGGAUUUUCUUUCUUUGCUGGCUGUGAGUGGGAUUAUAGAGCAAAACUGUAACAAAAAUGAAUUAAGCUCUUCACUCAUACUCGAAGACGUAAAAGAUCGGCCACUUUCUGCUUUCAAUUUGUGCACAUGAAUCAAAUGGAUGCUUUUGUUGGUAAGCAAAUUUAUAUUUCGUCUGAACUGAAGGCUUCCGAUUCGGUAUAAAACUUCAAUCGGUUUGAAGGUGAAUGAAUGAGGGACGCGUUGAAACUGAAUUCUGGUUUCGGUAAAUUCUCGCAGAAAUAGGCAACUGAAUUUGAGAUUUUGCACCACUGGACAGGACAAAUCUCUAAAAACAACUGAAUUUCGGUAAACUGUCAUCGAAAGCAUGGAAACAAAAUAACUGAAAUAAAUUGGUGUCGAUUGUAGCGGCAACGAGCAGCACCUGCCUACUAUGUAUAUGAAUACAGCAAACUUAAAGAAAUGACAACACAUCAGCAAAACCCAACGUGGUUCAAACUAACAUAUUCACAAAUACAUUUAAAAACAAUGGCGACGUAAACAAAAGUAUGACACAAAAAUGUGGUGGUAAUAAAAGUGCCCCUCGGUAGGCCUGACAGAUCGACGAUUAGUGUUGUAAGACUGCGGGAAUCAAGUGCAAAUCGUAUGAUAAAAUAAGAUGAAAUGAGCUUCCUUCCAUCACAAAUACACACACGCAUACAGCGCAGCAGCGAGACAGAGAUACAUACAUAUACAUAUUGCAAAACAGAGAAUUUAUGCGUAGUAAAAUAACAGUGUCAGAAAAGUGAAAAAUGCGGAAAGCGAGAAUUGUUGAAAAUGGCUGUGUUAAUUCCUUCUUCGUAUUGUUUGUAAGAGAAGUAAGUUUCCUCAUUACUGUUUGUCAAAAUUCAUUAAGUCAUAUAAGAUUUCCCGAAACGUACAUUUUUCUUCGUUUUGUUCGUACUUUUUCGCUCUAGGAAAACAAAACAGUUUUAAAUGAAAACGUUUUUCGAGGUAGCGAAGCAAAAUAUUAAUUAAAAGAGUUCAAGAGACUGUCCAAUUUGUUCGGAAACUGAAUGCCGUCUUGUUUUAGGGGAAAAAAAGUUGAAGUAACUGUAGGCAAGUCAAUAGGUAUUUUUAACCCAAGCUUUUGAAGGAAGCUGUGCACAGUGGUGUGCUAGAAUCGAAGCAAACAUGAAACAGGUUGAAGCUAAGCGGAUGACUUAGCUGGGGUCAUUGUGAGCAUGUAGUAGCAGUAAACGGAAAUAAAAUCAACAAUUAAGUUGAUGGAACUUUUCUCGGCGACCACAACUCAACAAAUCAAAAGAUUACGAGAGCGAGUUUUAAAUUAUGUCUAGUGAUGGAAUAAAGAAAAUAAAUCAAAAAUACAUGAAGAUGAUUACAUUCUCUGUGAUUAAAAAUACGAAAAUAAAAGAAAAAACGAAAAAAUGUUAAGCUGAAAAUCCAACCAUAAAAAUCAUUUGCCUGAUUUAUCUACAAUUCAAAAGAUUCAUUAAUUCUACUUAUGAAGUAAUAAACAAGCGUCGAUGAAAUGAAUUUCGAAAGUGAUCGACAUAUUUUUGCAAAAAAUACAUGAAUUACUAUAUAGUUUUAUAUGAACAUUUAAUUAAGUUAUGAUUCACAUACUGAUUAAUUAUUAGAUUUUAAACCUACAAGCUUCGUGAAGUGACAAAAUAAGAAAGAUACUUCGAUAAAACGUUAAAAAUACUAUGCUAAGUUGGUUUGUGUCUUGGAAUAAAGAAAAAAAAAACAAACAAAAUACCAAUUUUUGUUUUCUUUAUGUUUCAUUUUACGUGCGCUCUCUUCCUCUCUAUCGCGACUGCCACAAUCGGACCAAUGCAGCACACUGUGCAGCCCUGACUCUGUCGAAGCGUACCGAAUGCAAUGACUUCCGUGUGGAAGGCUUCUCCCUCUCUUCCGCACACCUUCACGGCCGAUAAAGUAGUUUGGACAAAACGCAAUUUGCCUUUGUCAACCUCUCUCUGCUUUCUUUUAGAGCUAAAUCACAAGAACAUCCAAGAGACGAGAGGAUUCCAUCUGUAAAACCAACUGAUUGUACGCGCGAACAACACCCCGAAUACUGACUCACUUCGAAAUCCGCUCGGCCACGCUCAUCCCAACUGCGACGACCAGUGACGCUUCCGACUGACUCUCGGGGAGGUUCCCACGUCGAUUGACACACAUCCGACACAGGCGGGGGAAAAAAGUCAAACACAAACCAACUCAAAAACGAGUGGCAGUUAAGAACCGCCAUCCCUGUUUGAUAGACGAAACGACAAUGCGACGACGAACAACCAACAAGCGAAUUGUUUUGCAUUCCUAUCGAUUUAGUUUUGUAACGAGAGCAAGCAUUGUUUGAAGAGAAGUAAAAAACAAUAAAACGAAAUAAACCAAAUUAUCGUUCAAAUUUACCUAUUCAGCAAAUACCCAUUUAAUGAUAACAUGAAUGAAAUCUUUAAUUAUAUUCAACCUAUGACUGUCAAGUGAAAACAGAAACCAUUUUUAUCAAAUGCAACAACAGCAUCAUACUAUCAAACAAAAAUCAAUGUCGAUAAAGCAGAUUUCUGUGUUAAAAAAAAAAAAAAUUUCACUACACUGAAAGCGUCCUCAAUCACAGAUCGAAACCAGAAAGUAAAACACAAUUACAAUGAAAGUAACAAAUAAACAAACAAAGCAUCAUACUGUCUGUAUGUUGAGGUAACCAUAGAGAAAACAAAAAUCAAGCAAAAAGUAAAUUGCGAAUCAACAAAAAAAAACAACAACAACACAUACUGUAUUACUCUCUAACUACCGCUAUAUCAGUGAGUUGGAAUGAAAACAAAGCAAACCAACAGAAAAAAAAUCUUAUUAUUAAUCAAGAAAAAAUGUAUAUCGAGAGGGACACAUCUUUUGAGGGUGCCGGGUCAUCAGGACCCGGCACGAGUUGAGUUUUCGAAAGUUUUUGAAAACAGUUGUUGAGUGUUAUCGGAUGCGGAGAGCGAGAGACAGUAAAUAUAAAAUCUUAAAGUAGCCUAGGGAAAAGGGAAUCAAAAGAUGUGUUCGUUUGCAAAAUAAGACGAUAAAAAAAAGAAUGAAAGAAUGUGUCAUGUAAUGAGUAAUUUAAUUUACGAUAUGUGAAAUAAAGUGAACAAUAAAGUUUUUUUUUUCGAAUGAUUACAAAUAAAUCAUAAAACCAAA
Topomyia yanbarensis is the source of this 20389-nucleotide messenger RNA. Its product is annotated as terminal nucleotidyltransferase 5C. Gene Ontology annotation, molecular function: poly(A) RNA polymerase activity; RNA binding. The record is from RefSeq and is a predicted model, not a curated record. Gene Ontology annotation, biological process: mRNA stabilization. Bases 1884 to 3710 code for a protein of 608 amino acids. The transcript is spliced from 3 exons. NCBI's taxonomy places the organism in Eukaryota, Metazoa, Arthropoda, Insecta, Diptera, Culicidae.